UCGUCUGUCAGAGAUAGCUGACAGUUCCACUGGUUUCAGCUACGAAUCCCUCCUCAAACCCUACAUCAGAGACGGACUGACUGAAGUCUGGGUGCAGGACCCUUAUGUUCGGCAUGUCCAUCUACUACAGUGAUGCUCCUGAAUAUACAUUGUAUAACUUCCUUCGUUUCUGUGAAAUGCUGCUGAAAUGCCAGUGUAAAGUAAAGACGAUUCACCUUCUGACCUCACAGGAUGAGGACAGCUCUGCUCAGCAAACCACUGCCCUUGCAGAAAUAAAGCAGUCGCUGCAGAGUCAAAAUGUCUGUCUGGACGUCCAGUACUCAUCUACUAUUCAUGACAGGGAGAUCAGGUUUAAUAACGGGUGGAUUAUUAAGAUCAGCAGGGGACUUGAUUAUUUCAAAAAACCAAAGGAUACUGUGAUUAUGAUCUGAGAGAGUGUCAUGAGACUACUGUGGACAUUUUUCAUACAAAACACACUAAGAAGACAUAAUCUUGAUUUGAAUGCAAUCCGCACAAACUAACCCGGAUGACUGGAAAUGUGCCUUUUGAUCCCAUUUACAGCUUUUAAAUAACGCGAAAGGAGUGAUAUUUUAUUGCCUGUUUAAAAAAGUUCUGAUAUGAACUAUUAUUGUAGUAAUUCCAACGAUAGUAAUUGCUAUUACUUCUAUUCUGCUGGUUUGAAAAAAUGUAUGCACUAGUAUAUGAUGGGCUGAUUGAUACUGAUAUGUAUUUAUUAUAUGUUUGCUAUUAUAAGUGCAUUUGUAAAUAAGGUGGUAGUCUGUAAAAUGUUCUUCACUAGUUUGUGCCCUUAAUAAUAACGAUUUGCAAACAUAUCCUGUGCAGCUGCAGAGCCCUCCUGUGGUCACUGGGCGAACCUCCAGUCGUGGUGUAAAAGGGAAUGAUUUGCGUUAUAUUGCAGCAUCACGUGAAGAAUCGCUUGAUAGGACGGUGUGUUGCUCCACCGGCUCAGUUAAAGAGCAAGCGAAUGCCAGAGAUCACCUCACCUGCACUCUCUCUAUGAUUUACAGCAGUAUUUCCUCCAUCUCUCUGCAUGUUAGUGAUUGGGACAGAGCUGCCAUGGUUCAUAGGAUGUAAGGACAUAAUGUGUGUCUUUUAAAAGGAAGAACAGAAGCUAAAUCACACAGAAAAGAGGAAAGAAGGAUUUAUACUGAC
Messenger RNA from Cyprinus carpio (common carp), 1173 nucleotides. RefSeq names its product MIT domain-containing protein 1-like. Lineage: Eukaryota; Metazoa; Chordata; Actinopteri; Cypriniformes; Cyprinidae. Gene Ontology annotation, biological process: midbody abscission. The record is from RefSeq and is a predicted model, not a curated record. Gene Ontology annotation, cellular component: midbody. The transcript is spliced from 6 exons. The coding region runs from base 105 to 431 and encodes 108 amino acids.